CGGAAAAAAAAAAAAAAAAAAAAAAAAAAACAUUAAACCCGAAGCCCCCACAGUCCACCCACAAACGGCAAAACCCGCAUUGAAGCUGCAACGAGGACCGGCCUCCCACUUUUCCAUUUAUAGGAAAACCGCCUUCUUCCCAAAAACCGCUUUUGCUUUCCGGUUUUAUCCAUCCGGAACCGGUUCCCCUUCCAUUGUUCAAAUCAAACCCGCCCGAAACCCACGCCGAGAGAGAGAGAGAGAGAGAGAGAGAGAGAGAGACGGAUGGCGUUGUCGAAGGUGAUGACGUCUUCCACGUCUGCCAAUUCGGAUCUGACGCGCCAACCCUCUUCCUUAUAUUCUCUAACUGCCGCGGAGUUCCAAAGCUCAUCUGUCAGCAGCAGCAGUAGCUGCACCAUCGAUCCUACCAAGGCCUUUGGCAGCAUGAGCAUGGACGACAUCCUCCGCAACAUCUAUGCUGACAGCAGUCAUCCUACGGCUGAGAUCCUUCCCCCUCCCCAUGAUCCUGAUGCUGGCCCCUGCCCCCUUUCUAGGCAGGGCAGCUUCUCUCUCCCCAAGUCCGUCGCUGCCGGGUCCGUUGAUGAGGUCUGGAAGGAGAUCUCCGUUGCCGACCGCAGGAUCUCCGAUGGGCUGGCUUUCAAGGAUGCAGCUGCGUUCGAGGAGAUGACGCUGGAGGAUUUUCUUGCCAAGGCCGGGGCGGUCCGUGAGGAAGACGUUAGGGUCCCGUCAGGGCCCGCUUCCACAGGGCAGGGGGGUUUUGGUGGGGAUUCGGUUUUGGGUAGUCAGUUUCAGCCACAGCAGCAGGUCGCCGAGGGUUCUUCGGUUCUAGGGUUUGGGAAUGGAGUGGAGGGGGGAGGGGGAGGGGGAGGGGGGAGGGGGAAGAGGCGGGCUGUGCAGGAGCCAGUCGAUAGGGUCGCACAGCAGAGGCAGAGGAGAAUGAUCAAGAACAGAGAGUCGGCUGCGAGGUCGAGGGAGCGGAAACAGGCUUAUACAGUAGAGCUGGAAUCUUUGGUCAUGCAGCUGGAGGAGGAAAAUGCACGGCUACUAAGGCAGCAGGCGGAGCAGACCAAGAAGAGGCUUCAGCAGUGUUCAAAGGAUGCUGACAUUCAUUGGAAACAAGUUGAGGAUGCUCAAAGUGAUUUUACCUGCUCUUAAAUCGCUGAUUGAUCAAGAGUCAAGACACUUGCGCUCAUGGAAAAUCUCAUACCAGUGGAAGAGAAGCGAAGACCACCACGAAGACUUCGGAGAACUCAUUCUCUGAGUUGGUAGGUAGAAUGCAAUUCAUGAAGAAGAAACAGGUGACAAAGAAAUUCCCAUCUAAAAGGUGACAGGUGUAGAAACUGGUGGCUUAACGGCAGUGUAUUUAUGGUAGUCUCUCUCCAGAUUUUUGUUCAUAGGCAUUGUUGGGGUGCAGUCUCUCUUCCUUUUGUAGGACUUAAGGGAGCUCAACCAAUGAAAGAUUGGGGGGGGGGGGGUUCGAAGUAUCUGAAGGUGGGUUUUUUUCAUCAUCGUCUCAGUAACCAAAAGAUGUGGGGUUAGCAGGUAUAUUAUAUGCACAUUGCUGUUGGUUAUCAAAUAUCUGUUUCCCCAUUUGUAGAAAAUGAGACCUGAAUAAACAGCCUUUUGGCAAACAGUGACCUUUGUAUUAUGCUUUUGAAUAUUCUAUAAAAUUAUAUUCCUAA
Molecule: messenger RNA, 1682 nt
Organism: Magnolia sinica
Lineage: Eukaryota; Viridiplantae; Streptophyta; Magnoliopsida; Magnoliales; Magnoliaceae
Product: ABSCISIC ACID-INSENSITIVE 5-like protein 5
Exons: 5
Coding region: 265-1155 (296 amino acids)
Biological process (GO): positive regulation of DNA-templated transcription
Cellular component (GO): nucleus
Molecular function (GO): DNA-binding transcription factor activity
Source: RefSeq, a predicted model, not a curated record